AUGAAUCCGACUUUCAAAAUAGUAAAGAAGUUCAAUUAUCGGCGUAAAGAAAAUCGUCAAAUGAGACCCAUCUAACCAUUUUCCCCAUAGAGAGUAAAUGAUGUGAAUAUAUAAAUGGAUUCUCAAGUUGAUAAUAAUAAGAAAAAUAAAUAUGAUUAGGAUGAAAUUAAGGACUCUACUCCUCUUAAUAAAAAAAAUCUAAUUCCGAGUUUUUAAUAUUCGAGAUCGACCAACUAACCAAGUAAAAACAAUUUUUAUCAAACACCGCCUGAAAUUCCUAAAAAAUUACCUUAAUUAUUUUUGCCAUUCGUACUCUCAUUUAUUGUAAAUUUGGGAUUAGGGAUUGCUAUUUUUGCAACCUAAGGUGAUCAAACAGCAAUCAUAGUCUUUGAAGUUUUUAUGAUUCUUUUAAAUAUUAUUUCAGGGGCCUAUUAUUACACUAAAUCAACAGAAAUCAUAGUGACUAGACCAAAAUGUUUCUACAUUUUUUUCGGAACAAUACUUGCAGAAUUCUUGUGUUUAUUUAUCUAACUUCUUAUUUCCUGGAUAACAAAAGCUAGUUUUGCGAUAUAAAUACCAAAUAUAAUCUCGGUGACUAUUUUCUUAUUAUAUUUUUACUAUAAGAGAAAACAGUAUUAUUAAGAUGAGUGA
Paramecium tetraurelia is the source of this 651-nucleotide messenger RNA. RefSeq lists its product as uncharacterized. The transcript has 2 exons. NCBI's taxonomy places the organism in Eukaryota, Ciliophora, Oligohymenophorea, Peniculida, Parameciidae. The record is from RefSeq and is a predicted model, not a curated record.